Molecule: messenger RNA, 1589 nt
Organism: Arvicanthis niloticus (Nile rat)
Lineage: Eukaryota; Metazoa; Chordata; Mammalia; Rodentia; Muridae
Gene: Prss54
Product: serine protease 54
Biological process (GO): proteolysis
Molecular function (GO): serine-type endopeptidase activity
Source: RefSeq, a predicted model, not a curated record
UGUUUUAUGGCUAUAGAGUCAAAGCAAGGGUUGAAUUCCACAAAUCAAAAGCCAACCCUUUUUAGAGAACCAACUCUCUAGCACAACCAGGGCCCCAGGCUGCUCUGAGAAGACAACUGGAAAAAACACAGAAUACCCUCUCUCCUUGGGCCAUCUCACAAGCUGCUAGCCAAGCAUCGGAGCCAGACAGCCUCUUCCUUGGCCAUACCUGCAGGGAACCCAGCGCUGGGGAUGUGACAGCUGCUCAUGGUGCUUGCUGCGCUUCUCUCUGGGGAUGGCAGAGAUGAGAGGGAUGCUGUUGAUGCUGCUGUACAUGUCCCACUCGUCAUCUGCCAUUUGUGGCAUCCAGAAAGCCAACACCGAGGACGUGUUAAAGGAGAACCUUGUAAGCAGCACCGAGUUCCCCUGGGUGGUGUCCAUCCAGGACAAACAGUACACCCACCUGGCGUUCGGCUGCAUUCUCAGCGAGUUCUGGAUCCUCAGCACCGCCUCCGCUCUCCAGCAAAGGAAGGAGGUCAUUGCUGUUGUUGGUAUAUCUAACAUGGAUCCCCGAAAGACUGACCACAGAGAGUAUUCAGUCAAUACCAUCAUCCCCCACGAGAACUUUAAUAACAACUCAAUGAGCAAUAACAUAGCCCUCCUGAAGACAGAAUCUGCCAUACAUUUCAACGACCUGGUCCAGGCCAUCUGCUUCCUGGGCAAAAAGCUACAUAAACCACCAGCCUUGAGGAACUGCUGGGUAGCAGGAUGGAAUCCCACGUCUGCAACAGGAAAUCACAUGACAAUGAGUAUCCUGAGGAGAAUCCCCGUAACAGACAUUGAAGUGUGUCCUAUACAUAGAGACCGGAAAACAGAAUGUGCCAGUCACACAAAUAAGGAACCCAACAAUGUUUGCCUGGGGGAACCAGGAAGCCCUAUGAUGUGUCAAGUAAAGAAGCUAGGUCUCUGGAUCCUGAGAGGACUCCUGGCCUAUGGAGGCGACUCAUGCCCUGGACUGUUUCUGUACACCAGUGUGGAAGACUACAGCGACUGGAUCAUGGCCAAGACGAGGAAGGCUGGCUCUUCCCUGUCCUCGCUCCACCUCUGGGAGAAGUUGAUCCCUGAGCUCCCCUUUCACGAAUCAAAUAUUGCCCUGACAAAGAAUUCGUAUUCUGUACAUAGCUAUACUGAAUGGCCCCACUCCUACUCCCAAGGACAAAGAAUAUCCACUACAUACAACAAGCAGAAUAAUACUGGGCAGAACUUCAGGGUAAACGGGCAACCGGAAACAGGCGGGCCUUCGAAGGUGGCUAUUCAACCCAUGUACUAUGACUACUACGGUGGGGAGGCGGGGGAGGACGGGGCUGUGGCUGGCCAGAACAGGCUGCGUUGGUCCCAAGAAAGGAUCUUGAUGUCCUUCGUGCUUGUUUUCUUGGGCAGCGGUGUCUAGCUAGGAGCUAACCUACUACCACAGAGAAGAAGCCUCAGAGGGCAAGACGGUCGGGAUCUGCCGUACUGUUCUGGUGUCUGCCCUUGAUAGGUGCCCCCUGGGUGGCCACGGGCAGGCCCACGGCAGCACCGGGCUGGCUCUCCUUCCUCCGUCCCACUCC